AUGCCUUCAGCUGCAAUCGAGACCCUCCCUGGUCAUAUCCUCGGCGGAGAUGCCCAGAGCAGACCACGCCUAGACCAGCCCUUGACUUACACGGGCAGUCUUGACAACUACUCACAACUCGACGUCACCCCAGUCAUCGGUCGUGAAUUUAAUGGUCUUCAAAUCAGAGACCUGCUUAAAUGGGAUGAUGUACACAUUCGAGACCUUGCUGUAACAAUUUCUCAGCGCGGAGUUGUCUUUCUCAAGGACCAGGAUGUCACUCCCAAUGAGAUGAAGGACUUUAUGCUACGACUCACAGACCUCGCCGGGUGCCCUGCCAGUUCAGGUUUGCAUGUGCAUCCCCUCACAGAAGAGGGGAGUGAAUUGGGUGAUCAAAUCAGUGUUAUCUCGAGUGAAAAGCAGAAGAAGGGUGGUGGCUUGACACAUCAAUUGAGCGAUGUAAGCAGAUUCGCGAGUGCUGGUUGGCACUCUGAUAUUACCUUUGAGAAGGUCCCUUCAGAUUAUGCGAUGCUCAAGAUUCACACACUACCAGCGACUGGUGGCGAUACGCUUUGGGCAUCAGGAUAUGAGGUCUACGAUAGACUCUCAGACCCCAUGAAGAAAUUCCUCGAAGGUCUCACAGCGACCCAUGAUGCGACAUUCUUCCACGAUGAAGCGCGCCGUCUCGGUAACCCUAUUCGCAAGGGCAUCCGAGGCUCACCUCUGAACCAGGGCGAGCAACUCACAUCUGUCCAUCCCUUGAUCAGAACAAACCCAGUCACAGGCUGGAAGUCGGUUUUUGUUAACAAGGGUUUUACCAAGCGUAUCAACGGACUAUCCAAGGAUGAGAGCGACACUCUUCUCGCCUAUCUCUUCAACCUGGUCACACAGAACCACGAUGCUCAGGUCCGAUACAGAUGGAGCAAGAAUGACUGCGCCAUCUGGGAUAAUAGAUCGACGUUUCAUUGUGCUACAUACGACUAUUCGGCAGCUAGGGCUGGAGAUAGACCGUAG
Molecule: messenger RNA, 993 nt
Organism: Fusarium poae
Lineage: Eukaryota; Fungi; Ascomycota; Sordariomycetes; Hypocreales; Nectriaceae
Exons: 4
Coding region: 1-993 (330 amino acids)
Cellular component (GO): cytoplasm
Molecular function (GO): 2-oxoglutarate-dependent dioxygenase activity
Source: RefSeq, a predicted model, not a curated record